GUUUUCGAGCCGGACAUUUCCAUGGGAACUGUCCUGUCUAGGACUCGAUCAGCAGUGAGACGCCACAGCGCAGGAGAAAAUGGAAUUAGAGGAGAAAACCCCCGACCCUAAAUAUGGGGAGUCCAGGAAGUUUGACCCUAACUUCAGAGGACCAAUUCACAACAGGGGCUGUACAGAUGUCCUCUGUUGCAUCCUCUUCAUCUUAGCCCUGUUGGGCUACUUCGCUGUGGGCAUCAUAGCCUGGUCUCAAGGUGACCCCAGGAAAGUCAUCUACCCCACUGACAGCAGGGGACAGUUCUGUGGACAGGCCGGGACUCCUCUGGAGAAGAAGCCCUUGCUGUUCUACUUCAAUAUCCUGAAGUGUGCGAGUCCCCUUGUGCUGCUUGAGUUCCAGUGCCCCACUACACAGUUAUGUGUACAAAGCUGCCCUACCAGGCACCUCACAUUGAUGAAAGUCAAGUUGGGUUUCAACAAAGAGGACCAGGACUACUACAGCCAAUUCUGUAAAGAAGGAGUGGACGUCUCCGAAAAGAGUGCCCCUGAGCUCCUGAGGGAUGGUCUGUGUCCCUCCAUGCUCAUGCCCAGUAAAGCUUUUACGCGUCGCUGUCUGCCUGCCUUGGGAACAAUGAAAGGUGGAGUGGUGGUGGUCGGCAAUGAGACCACAUUUGAUGAUGGAGAGGGGGACCAUGUUAAUGCCACGCAACUGUUAGAAGCAUCAAAGAAGUCCAAUGUGGUUCUGGAGGCUCGCCAGGUGGCCAUGAGGAUCUUUGAAGACUACACUCAGUCUUGGCACUGGAUUUUACUUGGUCUGGUGAUAGCCAUGUUUGUCAGCCUGAUCUUCAUUGUCUUGCUGCGGUUCCUGGCAGGUAUCAUGGUAUGGGUCAUGAUCAUCUUGGUAAUCCUGGUCAUUGGUUAUGGCAUUUUCCACUGCUACAUGGAGUUUGCUAGUCUGAAGGGGGAACCUGGAGCAGAUGUCACCAUCCGGGACCUUGGCCUGCAGACUGACUUUUCUGUCUACCUGCAGAUAAGACAGACCUGGCUGGCCUUCAUGAUCAUCCUGGCAAUUGUGGAGGUGGUGAUCAUCUUGCUUCUCAUCUUCCUCAGAAAGCGAAUCCUCAUCGCUAUCGCCCUCAUCAAGGAGGCCAGCAGAGCUGUUGGACAUGUGAUGUCAUCACUGUUCUACCCACUGUUGACCUUUGCCCUUCUGGCAGUGGUGAUCUCUUACUGGGCCAUCACAGCUGUCUUCUUAUCCACGUCUAAUAAGCAGGUCUAUAAAGUAUUCAACAACUCGGACUGUGAGUACUCAAGAGAGAUCUGCGAUCCUAAGACCUUUAACACCUCCAACAUUUCAGCCCAGUGUCCUGAUGCUGAAUGCCUGUUUGCUUUCUAUGGCGGUGAGACCCUGUAUCACAAAUACCUCAUCCUGUUCCAAUUCUACAAUGUCUUCCUCUUCUUCUGGUGCGCCAACUUUGUGACAGCGCUGGGCCAGGUGACCUUGUCAGGGGCCUUUGCCUCUUACUACUGGGCCUUCAAGAAACCCAAUGACAUUCCUGCGUACCCCAUCUUCUCCUCCCUGGGACGGGCUCUUAGAUACCACACGGGUUCCCUUGCCUUCGGCUCUCUGAUCCUGUCCCUGGUUCAGGUUAUCAGGGUCAUCCUAGAAUAUCUGGAUCACAAGUUGAAAGGUGCCCAAAACAAGUUUGCCAAGUUUCUGCUGAGCUGCCUAAAGUGUUGCUUCUGGUGCCUGGAAAAGUUCAUCAAGUUCCUCAACAGGAACGCUUACAUCAUGAUUGCCAUCUAUGGCAAAAGCUUCUGUACCUCAGCUCGAGAUGCCUUCUUCCUUCUCAUGAGGAACAUUAUCAGGGUUGCUGUUUUAGACAAAGUGACUGACUUCCUGCUGUUUCUUGGGAAGCUCCUCAUCGUUGGAGUCGUGGGGAUCUGCUCUUUCUUCUUCUUCUCGGGAAGGAUCAAAGCCAUAGAAGAGGCCGCCCCGUCACUCAACUACUACUGGGUGCCCAUACUGACGGUGGUUGUGGGAUCCUACCUCAUCGCCCAUGGGUUCUUCAGUGUGUACGCCAUGUGUGUAGACACGCUCUUCCUCUGCUUCUGUGAGGACUUGGAGAGAAACGAUGGCUCCUCCGAACGGCCUUACUUCAUGUCCCCUGAGCUCCACGAGAUUCUCUCAAAAGUGAAGAGGAUGGAGGAAGAAGAGCAGGAUGGCACAGAGCAGGCCAAUUCUGGACAGCUGGUGGACCAGGUGAAGGUGGAGGAGGAAAUUCCUCUCCACGAGCAAGACGGAGAGGUCCAACUGAAGCAGCAGGAUGUGCUGAAGCAGGACAACGAAAACGAAGAGGAGCAGCCCCUGCAGUCCAAGGCAGGGACCGAUAUACCACGGAAGGAGGAAGAGGAGGUCAGACAACUGGACGAGGGUGAAAAGAAAGAGGGACCAGAAGAGGGUGAGGUGGAGGGAGUGCAGGAGUCGAAAGAUGACGAUAAGCCCAGUGAAGAGGCACCUACACCUGUGGAGGCUGAGGAAGCAGAGACCGAUGAUAAGGGAGAGGAGAAACAGGAGGCAAAAAAAGAGGAUACUACCUCACCACCACAAGAGUAGGCAUUAGGGUUAAUGUAUUGGCAAAGACAUAAAAAAAUAACAGCGCUCGGUAAAACUGAAAUAUAAAAUACAUGUGCUGAAAGGAGCAACUGUACCUAACAAACUUGUGAUGCAGACCUGUUAGAUGUACACUUCACACUGAGCUAAACUAG
Messenger RNA from Lampris incognitus (smalleye Pacific opah), 2763 nucleotides. RefSeq names its product solute carrier family 44 member 2 (gene slc44a2). Gene Ontology annotation, biological process: choline transport; transmembrane transport. Bases 80 to 2611 code for a protein of 843 amino acids. The transcript is spliced from 22 exons. Gene Ontology annotation, cellular component: membrane. Gene Ontology annotation, molecular function: choline transmembrane transporter activity. The record is from RefSeq and is a predicted model, not a curated record. Lineage: Eukaryota; Metazoa; Chordata; Actinopteri; Lampriformes; Lampridae.